AUGAUUUAUAAAUGGACAGCUCGGGAAGUAAUAAGCAAUUUGAAUGGAUUUCUUUGUGUCUACAAGCAGCGUGACAUCUCGUUGGCCGCGUUGAAAGCGCUAAUUAUAAAGAGGAUAUGCGAACACGGCAAUGCCUUGAUGGUCCCGCCUCCUCCAACGAUUCAGCGGCCGAUUGUAGAGCCGCAUCCCAAAUCGGGGGCCCCAGUAGUUGUGGGAUUAAGAGAGCAGCCGGAUUACACGUACGUGUUAUACCGUAAUUAUAAAUUAUGUUACUUUAGGUUGCAUCCUCUCGUCAACGGCGGUACUUUCAACCCACUCGACUUCCUCCUCGAAGAAAUGGAGCCAAUGGAAGCCACGACUUCCGGAGUUUGCGGUAAGUCGUAUUUUGAGCUUAUUUUUUGUUCCAAGUUUAGUGUUCGCCCUGAAUGAUGCGGUUGAUGACUUGGAGAGUGUUCGAGACUUGGCCUGGGUCAAUGAAUAUCGACUGUGUGGCAAGUUAGGAGAAGCGUCGUUCAAAAAUGAGUGCAAAGGGCAGAUUGUGGCCAGAGCGAAAGCAGGUACGCACAAUUUGAUGGUUGCCUAGUAUAAUAUAAUUUUUUGCUUAUUUCGAAUGCAAAAUAAGGUCGAACGAAAUUAAAAUUUUCACAGAUUUAGUCCUCCUUGAUUUUCAGACCACAUAACCCCGAGAAUGUUCAAAAAACUGCUCACGAAAUUGUGCUUCCACUACAAGCGACUGUCUUUCGAGCUGGCCAAUGUGGACAUGCAGUCGGAAGAAGCGUUCGAAAUCGCGAGACAAGGCGCCGCAAGACCUCGAAUUAUCGGAUCACCAAUCAUCUAUGGCCUCAGGCUUCUGAAAUUCGACUUCCCGACCUUCGAACUUCAGAUGAAUGUGGUCUCAGAAAAUGACGUUUUCUUACGGUAAGAGGUGGAAUUUGCUGUCAUUAACAAUAGUAUAGGUGUAUUAUGUAAUGGUUAGACGUUUCAUGGCAGUACGGGUUAUAAAACGGGUAGAAAUUGAGGAAAAUUAUAUUAUCCAUGAUAAUUUUUGAAGAUUUUGGCUAAUUUUUGAGUUUUUUAAGUGUUUUUUGAAAAGUUUUUGAUAGAAGAGACUAUUUUGGAGGUUUUGGCGACUAACCGUGCAAAAGUCUGCGCUAUAAGAAAAAAAAAUUCACCUUUGCCUAGUGUAAUAUAAAUUUUUUGAUUUUUUCCAGUAGAACUGAUUUAACCCCCUAAUUAAUCCGUAUUUCAGCCAAUUCAUCCACGAAGUCGGCUGUUCGAUGGGAUCUCUGGCAAGGCCGACCAAAAUUCAGAGAGUUCGCAUAGGCCCUUUACUGAGAUCCCACGCCCUUUUGGACAGCCAAUUCCAGCUCCCAAAUAUCUUGAAAAACCUCAAAAUGAUCACAAGGAUCAUUGAAAUGGAGAAGAAGGUCAGGUUGGGACCCACGGUAAGAUUCUGAACCGUUUUUUUUAACACUUGCCUAGUGUAAUAUAAAUUUUUCUUCAAAAGCCUCAAAAAAGAGUUUCUAAAUGUCGAAUAUCAUACGAAAAUCAGUUAAAAAUACAAGCAUUAACUUUUUGAACAGUUAGAAGUCAUAAAUUUGCUGUUUUAUAGCAAUUUUGCCUAGUGUAAUAUAAAAAUUUUCAGGUAAAAGUCAUGGAGUCGAGUCAAAGCACCGGAUUCAUCCCCGAAUACCACCUUAGUCCCGAUGAGCUCAGCAAAGAGCGGGGUCGAGCUAUAGCGGAUGGAAUUGAGAGCGCCGAUGAUUUGAGGAUUCCAUGGGGUCGAGAAUAUACAAAACCAUAG
Messenger RNA from Bursaphelenchus xylophilus (pine wood nematode), 1804 nucleotides. The record is from the annotation of a GenBank genome assembly. Lineage: Eukaryota; Metazoa; Nematoda; Chromadorea; Rhabditida; Aphelenchoididae.